CGGAAGCCGAGCGGAAGUGACAUAAAGCGGCCGCCGGAGCUGUAGUGCGGUGCUGCGCGACCUGGCUUGUGAGCACCCGGGCCUGGUCCCGGAUUCGCACCGCUAUGUCGAUCGAAAUCGAGUCUUCCGAUGUGAUCCGUCUCAUCAUGCAGUACCUGAAGGAGAACAGUUUACAUCGGGCACUGGCCACUUUACAAGAGGAGACUACCGUUUCUCUGAAUACUGUGGAUAGCAUUGAAAGUUUUGUGGCUGAUAUUAAUAGUGGCCAUUGGGAUACUGUUUUACAGGCUAUACAGUCUCUGAAAUUGCCAGACAAAACCCUUAUUGACCUCUAUGAACAGGUUGUUCUGGAAUUGAUAGAACUCCGUGAAUUGGGUGCUGCCAGGUCACUUCUGAGACAGACUGAUCCUAUGAUUAUGUUAAAACAAACACAACCAGAGCGCUAUAUUCAUCUGGAGAACCUCUUAGCCAGGUCUUAUUUUGAUCCUCGUGAGGCAUACCCCGAUGGAAGUAGCAAAGAGAAAAGAAGAGCAGCGAUUGCCCAGGCCUUAGCAGGGGAAGUCAGUGUGGUGCCUCCAUCUCGCCUCAUGGCACUGCUGGGACAGGCAUUGAAGUGGCAGCAGCACCAGGGAUUGCUUCCUCCUGGUAUGACCAUUGAUUUGUUCCGAGGCAAAGCAGCUGUCAAAGAUGUGGAAGAAGAAAAGUUUCCUACACAGCUGAGCAGGCACAUUAAGUUUGGUCAGAAAUCACAUGUGGAGUGUGCUCGGUUUUCUCCAGAUGGUCAGUAUCUGGUCACUGGGUCUGUUGAUGGAUUCAUUGAAGUAUGGAACUUCACUACUGGAAAAAUCAGAAAGGAUCUUAAAUACCAGGCUCAGGAUAACUUCAUGAUGAUGGAUGAUGCUGUCCUCUGCAUGUGCUUCAGCAGAGAUACAGAAAUGUUAGCAACUGGGGCCCAAGAUGGAAAGAUCAAGGUGUGGAAGAUUCAGAGUGGACAGUGUUUAAGAAGAUUUGAAAGGGCACACAGUAAAGGUGUCACCUGUCUAAGCUUUUCAAAGGACAGCAGUCAGAUCCUUAGUGCUUCUUUUGACCAGACAAUAAGAAUUCAUGGUUUAAAAUCUGGGAAAACACUGAAGGAAUUUCGUGGCCAUUCCUCCUUUGUUAAUGAAGCAACAUUUACGCAAGAUGGACAUUACAUUAUCAGUGCAUCCUCUGAUGGCACUGUAAAGAUAUGGAAUAUGAAGACCACGGAGUGUUCAAAUACCUUUAAAUCCCUAGGCAGCACUGCGGGGACAGACAUUACUGUCAACAGUGUCAUUCUACUUCCUAAGAACCCAGAGCACUUUGUGGUGUGCAACCGAUCCAACACAGUGGUCAUCAUGAACAUGCAGGGGCAGAUUGUCAGAAGCUUCAGUUCUGGUAAAAGAGAAGGUGGUGACUUUGUUUGCUGUGCCCUCUCUCCUCGUGGUGAAUGGAUCUACUGUGUGGGGGAGGACUUUGUGCUCUACUGUUUCAGCACAGUCACAGGCAAGCUGGAGAGAACUUUGACGGUUCAUGAGAAGGAUGUGAUUGGCAUUGCACAUCACCCUCACCAGAACCUGAUUGCUACCUAUAGUGAAGAUGGACUGCUGAAGCUCUGGAAACCCUGAUACAGCUUUUCAAAUGGAGCUAGAAAAGAAAGCAUGCCCUUAAUUGACGACAUACUCAUGUGUUACUCUUUACUUUUUUCAGGCCUGCCUUUGUAAGAAAAGAUACUGUCUGAAUUAGCUACAAGAAUAAUUUUGUGAAAAUUCAUGCUUAAGUAGCAAUUACCAUUAAAAACAGUAUUUUUAAGGUGUUAUGUUUAUCUGCUUUUAACUGGGGCAAUCAGUGUUUUCAUUAAUCUAGAUUUGAAAUACUGAUAAUUCUAGAAAAAAAAAUUUAGUUAUUUGAAAUAUUAAAAUGUACCUAUCAUAAAGCUUGUAAAUAAGUCAUUAUGCCAUAUUCGGUAGCUGUGGAUUUUUUAAAAAAGAUUUUAAUAAUAAACUUGUACCUUUUGGGAAACUGUACAGAUAAGUGCUCAUGUAGUUAACAUAUUUUUACUUAGAAUCAAAUGGGGGAGGGAGAAUCCUUAUUACCCUUGAAUUUCAAGUCCAGCAGUGACAUGAAAAAGGACUGGUGACAUACACACUGAGCCUUGUAUGUUCAGGCCAGAUUCAGGGAAUAUAGUUCCAUAUUCUGGUUGGAAAUAGAUUAGAUGAGAUUCAAGGUUUGGGCAUCUUGCCUAUGGGUUUAGUUAGCACUGGAGAUUUGUUCUGAAGAAAAAUCAGAAAAGGACCUGAGAUUUAGUAAAGUCUUUUGUAAUGUGCAUAAUUAUCAGCUGAAGAAAAACUUGAAGAUGUUUUGCACUUGGAUGACUUUCACAUUUCAACCAAAGAUGUAGAGAACAUUUAAGUGAGAUCUUAGCCAGCUCUGGUAGCACAUUCCUUUAACCCUACUUGGGAGGCAGGCAGAGUUCCAGGAUAGCUACAGGGGGAGACCCCCCCCUUUUUUUUCAUUGCACUUAACUAUAAUCUAGUGAUUAAGUCUUUAAGUUUUGCAUUCUGAGGCUGGGGAUGAAGCUUAGUUGGUAGAAUGUUUGCUUGCUUAGCAUGCAUGGAGUCUUGGUUUGAUCCCCAGUGCCACAUAAACUGGGCAUGGUGGUGCCUGCCUAUAAUCCUAGCACUUGGGAAGUAGAGGCAAGAUGAUCAGAACUUCCAAAGUUUAGUCAGUUCCAGUUUACCUUUGUGAUUUGAAAGGCUGCCUUAGCCUGGCUAAAUGAAUUCUGUGGUGGGGGAAAUCCCUCUUUUACCUCCUUUGCCCAGAAACUGUAGCUUUUCUAACCCAGGUAAUAUUUGCUGACAUUUUGAUGCUUUAAAAAUGCUAGUUGAAUACAGCCAUUAAUCUAAGUUUCAUGUGAGAGUAGGUUGCCAUCCCAAUGAAGAUUCAGUUUAGAAACAGCUUUUGUCAGAAAAUUUUUAGUCAUGGAGAUCAAGCCCCAAAGCCUUGUUGCAUGGUUAGCAAAGUAUAAGAUCAUUUUUAAUGGUACACAAUUGUUGAUGGCACCAGGUUCUGAAGAUGGUUAAAAAAUGCUAGUUUCUGCCUUAUGGUAGGGGAGAUUAAGAAGUUAAAAGGAAUAAUUAAAAACAUGUGAUCGGAAGAUGUCUUGGCAAUGACAGCUCAGGCUGACGGGUAGUAAAGGGUUCCUGGAAGAUGACAAGGCGUGAGGUGCAGUAGAGAUGGAAGGAAUCAAGUUUACAGUCAACCUGGGCUGUACAGGGAGAUCCUGCUUCAAGAGAAAAGCAGAAAA
Nannospalax galili (Upper Galilee mountains blind mole rat) is the source of this 3325-nucleotide messenger RNA. It is a transcript of the gene Smu1, whose product is annotated as SMU1 DNA replication regulator and spliceosomal factor. Gene Ontology annotation, molecular function: protein binding. The transcript is spliced from 12 exons. Gene Ontology annotation, biological process: mRNA splicing, via spliceosome. Gene Ontology annotation, cellular component: precatalytic spliceosome. Bases 105 to 1646 code for a protein of 513 amino acids. NCBI's taxonomy places the organism in Eukaryota, Metazoa, Chordata, Mammalia, Rodentia, Spalacidae. The record is from RefSeq and is a predicted model, not a curated record.